CUAUAAAAUUAUAAUUCAUAAUUUUGAUUCGGCAGUAGUAAAUUAGUCUAAUUGGGUUAUAGUUAAUGGCUAAAGGUUGGAAAUUGACCACGAGCAGGAGCGAACGGUUCCUGGGUAGCUACAGCUAUGGUCAAGGUCAUGUGUCCUACAACGAGGACUCGCCAGAGCUGGAGGAAGAAGACGUUUGGUCGACCAUGGUCGACGAUCAUGUUAACGGCAGCGGAGGAGCUGGAAGUCAAGAUCAGUCAAUGAUGAACGGAUCAUCGUACAGAGAGUGGGAGACACGCGCCCCAAUGCAAAUUGGUGGGGGUAUGAACGGGCGGGGGCGGAUUCAUCAAGACGAUCGUCCCGUAGGCGGAUUGUCGCUGGCUUUCGACGACAACCGUCGAGAUCAACAACACGUGUCGUCGCCAAGGAUUCUCCAUCAGUAUCGAGGAGGCGUUGAUGGGUUUCAGAGCACACGUGGACGCCACAUGGCGACGUCGGCUCCUGUGAACGUACCUGAUUGGUCGAAGAUCUACUGUGUUGACUCGGUUGAGUCGAUGCAUGACUCGGACGACGGGGCGGAGGAUCGGGACUCGGAGGAGAUUGUCCCUCCGCACGAGUAUUUGGCGCAAGAGUACCGCAAAAUGGCGGCGCAUUCCGUAUUUGAAGGCGUCGGCCGGACCUUGAAGGGCCGCGACAUGAGGCGGGUUCGCGAUGCUGUUUGGAGUCAGACCGGUUUCGACGGCUAGAAAAUUUUAAUAUAAAAUAUAUUAAUUUUGAUUGGGCGAUGACUCGACCGAGCUAACUCGGAUUGAACGCGUUCAACUCGUCACCGAUGGAGCCCUACUAUAUAUUAUAUGUUAUUAUUAUUAUUAUUAUUCCUCUUCUAAAGUCCUAAAAACCUCUCACUAGCUAGUUCCUUUUAUUCCCCUAUAAUAUUUGUGAGGUUGUCUGUCUGUUGGUUUGAAAUUUACUGAAUUGUCCACAGUAAACAUCACUAGUAAUUUUUAUUCUUCAA
Impatiens glandulifera is the source of this 1003-nucleotide messenger RNA. RefSeq lists its product as uncharacterized. The record is from RefSeq and is a predicted model, not a curated record. The transcript has a single exon. NCBI's taxonomy places the organism in Eukaryota, Viridiplantae, Streptophyta, Magnoliopsida, Ericales, Balsaminaceae. Bases 66 to 734 code for a protein of 222 amino acids.